UGUGUCCAGACCACCCCCAUGGCUGCAGCAGCGUUGGUACGGUCCAGACGCACGGUCCCUGUGGAGGAGCUGCCGAAGAGCGCCGGAGUUUGGAGACGAGCGCGAGCCGCUUCACACGGGCACAUCAUGGCGCUCAGCGUGCGUCCGCGCGCUACCGGGAGUAGUCCGUCGCCCAGAGCUGCACUCCUCAUGUUCACGUACUUUUUAACAGGCACAAUGGGCAGUGAGGUGCUUGUGCCGGAAAGAGUGAGUGCUGUGUUGGGGAAGAAUGUCACGCUGGGGUGCCGGGUGGAGGUAGGCGCCAACCUCAGUCUCACCCAGAGCUCCUGGGAACGUCACUUGCCGUCAGGGACCGUCACCCUGGCAGUGUACAACCCCCAGUUUGGCACCUCCAUCCCCAGCGAGUAUAAGCAGCGUUUGUCAUUCCGCUCACCCUCACCAUACGAUGCCACUAUUGUGCUCACGGAUGUGGGCUUCUCCGAUAUUGGCACGUACACUUGCAAGGUGGCCACCUUCCCGCUGGGCAACACCCAGGCUUCUACGUACGUCACUGUCCUAGUUGAGCCCAAGGUGUAUGUGUCAGCGGGUUCCACCCCACUCCUGGAUGGUGGGAAUGAGACUGUGGUGGCCACCUGCACAGCUGAGCGGGCAAGACCCCCUGCAGAGGUGUCAUGGGAGACAGAGUUGUUUGGCCAUUCGCAGGUGCGCCAGCAGGUGGAGCCCAAUGGCACUACCACCACUCAAGUGCAGUAUACCUGGCACCCCACGCGCCAUGCCCAGGGACACAACAUCACCUGUGUGGUGAGACACCCAGCCCUGCAUACAGAUUUCCGGAUUCCUUACCAGCUCAACGUCCAAUUCUCUCCAGACAUCACAGUAGUGGGCUACAGCAGUGACUGGUACGUUGGGCAGGAGAAUGCUCAGCUCCAGUGUCGAGCCAACGCAAACCCACCAGCCCACUUAUACACCUGGACCAGACUGGACAGUGACCUUCCUGGGGAUGUGUACAUUUUCAACAACACCCUGGUUUUCAGCCGCCCCGUACGCCGCAAUGACUCGGGAGUCUACAGGUGCGAGGUGGAGAACCGCAUUGGCUCGCGGAGUAGGGACACGCGGAUCCGGGUUCAAGAUAUGUCCGAGAAACAGGCUCUGUCCAUGGUGACUGUGGCUGGGGCUGUGAUUGGAGCAGUUCUUGCCCUCUUCCUCCUCAUAUUUUUCACCGUUGUCAUCCUCUCAAGCCGCAAAGCCUCGCAUCCGGUCUACACGGACAAAGUGAUCGAUCUCCCUCCUACCCACAAGCCCCCUCCCCCCUACUCAGAGAGGCCCGUGUCUGUACCGCAGGCUACAAACCCUGGACAGGCACGGAGAGUGGAGCGACAAACCAAGAUGACGGAGAACACGUCUGCCAAGAGUGCCCAGUGUGAGGCCCGGGGCCCCAUUCGCCAGCCUCUGUCCUAUCAUGAAUGGAUUUGUCAUCACAACGGUGCAGACCGCAUCUACGUAAACCACCGCGAGCACUAUGUGUGAACGGGUUGCGUGAUGGGAUGCGUGCCUUCGGUCCUCCACCCCAUUACACACUUUUACCAUCCACAGUGACCACAUGCACCACCCCCAGAAGCAGCCCUGCUCCACAUCAACCCUUCAGUUACGAGUAUAUUGCCAGAACCCAAAGGACAACAAGACUGUCCUGAUGGCCCCUAAUCUGAAUAACGGGUGCUUUGACACACUGAUUAUUUAGCAAUCGGCCCAAUCACAUGAUAAAUUCCAUAAAUACCUCGUAAUAGUCUAGCAAAUAUGCUUCUCUUCACCUCCCACCACUGACUGUAGAUUGAAAACGGACUUUGUGAAACUAAUGUCAUGAGUUUAAUUAAAUCAGACCGCACACCGAGUCUAAUAUGCAUUUCUGUUCCCUGGUCCAGUCCCGGUCUAGUCCCGGUCCAGUCCCAGUCCCAUUAUGUUCCCAUUUGCCAUUUUAACGUCGGUGCUUCAGAUCAAUAAACAAAUGGUUCAAGAGUACUCUGCACACUUUAACUCAGGGUGAAGAGGUUAUAAGCAGGUGUUUUCUGCUUUUAAAGGGAUAUUAAAUAGUGUGCUCCGCAGUGUUGAUGCACAUUCUGCUUCUGCACCUGUGCACAUUUCAGAAAUACUGCUUUCAAUGCCAGCAUUUACCACUGAUUUUUUUCUUUAAAGCACAAUGUAUAUGUUACGACUCAAAUGCACGGUUCACUCUUAAACCAGCUUGUCUUACAUGCAGUUUUACAGCACCUGCUUCUGAAGGAUUAAAUGCACCUGUUUGCUAAAAAUGAGGAGGACUGUUUUUCUUAACCAGGAUAUGCUGUUUGAAUAUAAGCAUCUAUAUGUAGACAAAUUAGUUGCUAUAAAUAAUGCUGUCAAGUUGCAGGGCUGCAUGGUUGGAUUGACCACCUGCCCUAAGUAACGUCCUGUCACCAUGGCCCUCCGUCUUCACCAUACGUUGUCAACAGAUGUCUCUAAUCUUCAAGAAGCAGGUGGCAGAGUGUUAGGCCAACUGGACCGAGUCCUUCUAGGAUCAGUGAAACAACAUUAAAAUUUUGGUUUAACACACAGUGUCUUGCUUCUAAACCACAAAAGGAAAUGACAUGACGAAAAGUACGGAUUGAAUUUGAAGGCACCCAGAGUCUUAUGUUUACUGCUCAGCUUUUCAGGAUGUUUCUGCAGAUCUCUUGUAUGACACACACAGGUUAGGCAGUGAGGCGAUGAUGUACCACAAAGUAUUCCCAUUAUAUGUGUACUCAGCAGGAAGAAAUAGCUCAGUUUUCUACACAAUAGACUGAUAUCAAUGAAAUAGAUGCUUACUGAAGAGAUGUACAUAAUUUUGUAGUUUUUCCACUGUCUUUUGUAGUGUAUUUUAUUCUUUA
Scleropages formosus (Asian bonytongue) is the source of this 2897-nucleotide messenger RNA. Its product is annotated as nectin-3-like protein. The record is from RefSeq and is a predicted model, not a curated record. The coding region runs from base 19 to 1527 and encodes 502 amino acids. NCBI's taxonomy places the organism in Eukaryota, Metazoa, Chordata, Actinopteri, Osteoglossiformes, Osteoglossidae. Gene Ontology annotation, biological process: homophilic cell-cell adhesion; heterophilic cell-cell adhesion. Gene Ontology annotation, cellular component: apical junction complex; adherens junction. The transcript has 8 exons.